CAGGAGGACACAGUAGUCAUGCUAGGGCCUGUUUUGAUCACAUGAUGAGGUGGAGAAUAUAUUGCUGCUACUUCUGCUCUUACCUCUACACAUAAUCUAAAAUGGCAUGCAUUGCAAACUCAAAGUCUGUAGCUUUCUUCAAAGGCAGGUCUAGCAGUGACAUGGCUGCUGAUGACAAGUCCUCGUCUUCAUCCUCAACGGACUGGAGCGUCGAGCCGCCUGUCAUCUCGCCCACCAGCCCCUCCCACCUGACCCACUUCAAACCACUGACUCCUGAGCAGGAUGAGCCUCCCCUCCGCUCCGCAUACAGCUCAUUUGUCAACCUGUUUCGUUUCAACAACAAAGAGGAGGGACGUCCUCCGUCAACGGUUUCAGAGAAGCCAGAUGUGCCAUCCCCUUCUCCUCAAUCAGAGAGGAGAAGCUGGUCCUCCAGUCCUUCCCACUCCCUCUACGGUUCGAGGGUGCUCCGGAAACAGCACCCAGACCACCUCCGACGUACCUCCACUGCCUCCGUGGAUUGGCCAGACGGCAGCAGAAAAUCAGAUACCCCUCUAAGCAAUCAUGACCCUCGCACAGCUGUGCAACUUCGCACUGCACUGAAGAGGCUGAAGGAAAUAAUGGAGGGAAAGAGCCAGGACAGCGAUCUGAAGCAGUACUGGAUGCCAGAUAGCCAGUGUAAAGAGUGUUACGACUGCAACGAAAAGUUCACCACCUUCCGCCGCCGCCACCACUGCCGACUGUGUGGCCAGAUCUUCUGCAGCCGCUGCUGCAACCAGGAAAUCCCCGGAAAGUUCAUGGGCUACACGGGAGACCUGCGGGCCUGUACGUACUGCCGUAAGCUAGCACUAAGCUACGCUCACUCAGCUGACUCGGGCUCCAUUGGAGAGGACCUGAGCGCCUUGUCUGAUUCUUCCUGCUCUGUGUGUGUUUUGGAGCCCAGCGAGCCUCGGACACCUGUGGGUGGGCGUAAGGCCAGCAGGAACAUCUUCCUCGAGGAGGACCUUACUUGGCAGAGAAAAACUCCUAUUGGGAUGAGAAAGAAUAUGAUUCACCAGGAACCUCAGAACAGUGGCCUCAGUUCCAGACUGACAACGCUACAAGACGAUGUCGGCAAAUCACCUGCUAGGAAGAGGUCUGCCAGUGUGACCAACCUGACGCUGGACCGCUCUGGAUCUACCAUGGUGCCUUCCUACGACAGCUCAGUCAGCCCGCCAACCAGCCGAGCCAUGUCAGGCGCCAAGAGCGGCACCAAGCUGGACCACAGUGAGGAGGAGAGGAAGAUCCUACUGGACUCCUCCCAGCUAAAAGACUUGUGGAAGAAAAUCUGUCACAACAGCACGGGGAUGGAGUUCCAGGACCACAGAUACUGGCUGAGGACCUACCCCAACUGCAUUGUGGGAAAAGAGCUUGUCAACUGGCUGCUGAGGAAUGGCACCAUUUCCACCAGGGCCCAAGCUAUCGCCAUAGGCCAGGCAUUAGUGGACGGUCGCUGGCUGGACUGUGUCACUCACCACGACCAGCUGUUCAGGGAUGAGUAUGCUCUCUACCGUCCCCUCCAGAGUACAGAGUUCUCAGAAACACCGUCUCCGGACAGUGAUAGUGUCAACUCCCUGGAAGGACAUUCGGAGCCAUCCUGGUUCAAGGACAUCAAGUUUGAUGAUAGCGACACAGAGCAGCUCGCAGAUGAGACAGACUACAACAUGCCCAACUCUGCCAGCCCCAGCAAGAGAACAUCUGUCAGCAGUUUCCAGUCAGCGGUGGACAGUGACUCAGCUGCCUCCAUCAACCUCAACAUGGAGCAAAACAAUGUCAACUUCCACAUCAAGAAACAGUCCAAGUAUCCACAUGUGCCUCCUGCCACUGAGCAGAAAGCUGAAUUUCUUGUGUCUGAGGAUGGAGGACAGAACAUUGUCAUAAGUGAUGCCUUCAUCAAGGAGUCUCUGUUCAACCGUCGUGUGGAGGAGAAGGCUAAAGAGAUGCUGUUUACUCCGUUGGGUUGGCACCACAGCUCUUUAGAUCAGCUCCGAGAGGAGAACGGAGAGAGGAAGGCCAUGGAGAGGCUGCUCUCGGCCAACCACAGCCACAUGAUGGCGUUGCUGCAGCAGCUGCUCUACAGUGAGUCUCUGUCUCUGUCCUGGCGGGAUAUCAUCGUCCCUGUGGUUCGACAGGUGGUCCAGACAGUACGGCCCGACGUUCGCAACUGCGAUGACGACAUGGACAUCCGCCAGCUGGUCCACAUCAAGAAGAUUCCUGGAGGCAGGAAGUUUGACUCAACGGUGGUAAACGGCUUCAUAUGCACCAAGAACAUCGCCCACAAGAAGAUGAACCCCCACAUCAAGAACCCCAAAAUUCUGCUGCUGAAGUGCUCCAUAGAGUAUCUGUACAGGGAGGAGACCAAGUUUACCUGCAUCGACCCCAUUGUGCUACAGGAGCGAGAGUUUUUGAAGAACUAUGUGCAGCGCAUAGUAGAUGUCCGUCCAAACCUGGUAUUAGUGGAGAAGACAGUGUCUCGUAUUGCUCAGGACAUGCUGCUAGAGCACGGCAUCACACUGGUCAUCAACGUCAAACCGCAAGUCUUGGACAGGGUGAGUCGUAUGACCCAGGGAGACCUGGUAAUGUCCAUGGACCAGCUCCUCACCAAACCUCGUCUGGGAACCUGCCACAAGUUCUACAUGCAGCCCUUCACCCUGGCCAACAAUGAAGUGAAGACUCUGAUGUUCUUUGAGGGCUGUCUUCCUCAUCUUGGAUGCUCCAUCAAGCUGCGAGGUGCUGCAGAGUACGAGCUGGCCAGGGUGAAGGAGAUCAUCAUGCUGAUGGUGUGUGUGGCCUACCACUCCCAGCUGGAGAUCUCUUUCCUCAUGGACGAGUUUGCCAUGCCGCCCAGCUUGGCCCAAAGCACCUCGUUCCCCUGCCUGCUGGAGGUCGCCUCCGCAGACGAGGAGGCAGAUGGAGAGAAGAGAAGGAAAGAGACAAAUGGAGAGAGCCAGGAGAAAACUGCAGGGAUUGAAGGAGGACAACCUGAGGAGGAAGGGCUUCCCUCUGAGUCGUCAUCCAAAAAUGGAAAUAUAGAACCUCUCCAAGACAAACAGAGCCCUAAAUCAAGCUCCUCUGUUCAAGAGGAGGAGGCUGGUAACACAGAGACAAUGACCUCCUCGCCAAUUUCCAGUCCCCCUGCACCGCCUUUGUUUGUCUCUCCUCCGUUCCUCCUCAUAGAGGAAGACAAGGAGAUGGGCUCAGACACUCUCAUCAGGGUGUCUGUGGGGGAGACAGGGGAAGAGGGAAGCCUAGUGAAGGAGGGGUCACUUGGUAUGGAGGAUGGGGAAGGUUCAGAGACACUUACUCCCAGGUUCCAAGACCCUCUGCAGGAUGAUACGGGGAUGUUUGUGGCCGAGCAGGUGACUUCAUCUGAUGACCAUCUGAAGUCCAUCUCUGCUGUCUUCAAGCAGGAGCUUAAGGACAUCAUCCUGUGCAUUUCUCCCUUCAUUACAUUUAAGAAACCAUUCCUUCUCACGCCUGCUGGCAUGCACUGCCCCAGCAGGGAUUACUUCCCAGAAAAGGUCUACCUAUCUCCUCUUCUUAACAAGGACUUCAAGGAACUGGAUGGGCGCAGAAAGCGGCAGCUCCUUAAAGACUCUGCCCCCUCCUCCCUGGUUAUUGGACAGACCAAUGGCGGCCCACAGCCGAAGCCCAUCGACGUCCUGCCCUCCCACAAUCUUACCGGCACCCGCAUUAUAGAGCAGCUGAACAGCAGCCAGGAUCUGGCCAAGAUGCUGGCAGACUACAGAGCAAAGGGAGGUCGUAUCCGGCAAAGGGAAGCCACCGACCCCUUCUGCGCUGCCAAUACUGCAGCUCCUGUCAGUGGCCAGAGCAGGACGGGGGACGCUACAGUGAAGCCACCAGUGAAGACUGACAGUGAAGAGGAGAAGCCAAGCAAACAGAAUGAUAUGAGCUGGGCUCCAAAGCUGGACUGUCUGAACCCUGUCAACCAUCAGAGACUGUGUGUGCUCUUCAGCAGUUCAUCAGCUCAGUCCAACAACGCGCCCAACCCCUGCGUCAGCCCAUGGAUUGUCACAAUGGAGUUCUAUGGCAAGAAUGACCUCUCUCUUGGCGUGUUCUUGGAGCGAUACUGUUUUAGGCCGUCUUACCAGUGCCCCAGUAUGUUCUGUGAGACUCCCAUGGUGCACCACAUCCGUCGGUUUGUGCACGGCAGCGGCUGUGUGCAGAUUGUGUUGAAGGAGUUGGACUCCCCUGUGCCUGGUUAUCAGCACACAAUUCUCAACUACUCCUGGUGCCGCAUCUGCAAACAGGUGACACCAGUGGUGCCUCUCUCCAACGACUCGUGGUCCAUGUCUUUUGCCAAAUACCUGGAGCUUCGCUUCUACGGCCACCAGUACACUCGGAGGGCUAAUGCGGAGCCCUGCGGACACUCCAUCCACAAAGACUACCACCAGUACUUCUCAUACAACCAGAUGGUGGCUUCCUUCAGCUACACUUCUGUAAGGCUGUUGGAGAUUUGUCUUCCUCGUCCCAAGCUCUUCAUCAGGAACCUGGGGCCUUCUAAAACCAACCUUCAGCAGGACCUGAAGGACUUCUCUCAAAAAGUGACUCAGGUGUACUUGGCCAUAGAUGAUCGCCUCACCUCCCUCAAGACCGACACCUUCAGUAAGACGCGAGAGGAAAAGAUGGAGGACCUCUUCGCUCAGAAAGACAUGGAGGAGGCAGAGCUGCGGAGCUGGAUCGAGAAGCUUCAGGCGCGACUACAGGCCUGCUGUCUGGAUUCUCCUCAGCAGCUGCAGGUUGUUCUGGAGUCGUUGGUGAUGAAGAAACAGAGUCUGUGUGAGAUGUUACAGUCCUGGAAUGGCAGGCUGCAAGACUUGUUCCAGCAGGAGAAAGGCAGGAAGCGUCUGUCUGUCCCUCCCAGCCCAGGCAGGCACAGACAGACCACCACGGAAGACAGCAAGAGUACCCUGGAUUCCUCCCCCCGCAACCCCUCACCUGUGGUACAGAAUGGCGAGAAAGAGGACCGUCACCUCAGCACGCUGCCCUCAACCUCCUCCUCCAUGCUGCUGUCACCGGGAGAACCUGGAUCUGAACCAAUCACACCUGUUCCCUCUUUCACCGAGCAGGACUCUGUCAGCAUCCCAGAAGAUGUAUUUGACGGACACUUGCUGGGCUCCACUGACAACCAGGUAAAGGAGAAAUCCACCAUGAAAGCAAUUCUCGCCAACUUCCUGCCCGGCAACAGCUACAACCCCAUCCCCUUCCCGUUUGACCCGGACAAGCACUACCUGAUGUACGAACAUGAGCGGGUGCCCAUCGCAGUGUGUGAGAGAGAGCCGAGCUCCAUCAUAGCCUUCGCUCUCAGCUGCAAAGAGUAUAAAACAGCGCUGGAUUAUCUGUCCAAGGCAUCAAACGCAGGAGGGGAUGAGACUCCGCAGGUGGCCAGUGCUGGGGAGAGUCGGGCUAAGAGCAGCCCUGCCAGGCCCAGUGAGUCGGCCUCAUCCCAGCAGAGCCGCAGCAGCAUGGAUGAUCCUCUCAAGGAUGCAGACUUGGCAGAUAAACAGAAGAAACAGACCCUGAAUCCACAUGUCGAGCUACAGUUCUCUGACACCAACGCCAAGUUUUACUGUCGGGUCUACUACGCCGAGGAGUUUCAUAAGAUGCGUGAGGUGAUCAUGGAGAGCCCUGAGGAGGAUUUUGUCCGCUCGCUGUCCCACUGUGUCAACUGGCAGGCUCGUGGUGGAAAAUCUGGUGCUGUUUUCUACGCAACAGAAGAUGACCGGUUCAUCCUGAAGCAGAUGCCCAGACUGGAGGUCCAGUCCUUCCUGGACUUUGCACCUCACUACUUCACCUACAUCACCGGAGCUGUGCAGCAGAAACGGCCGACUGCGCUGGCAAAGAUCCUGGGUGUUUACAGGAUCGGUUACAAGAACUCCCAGAACAACACAGAGAAGAAACUGGACCUGCUCGUGAUGGAAAAUCUAUUCUAUGGACGCAAGAUGGCUCAGGUGUUUGACCUGAAAGGCUCCCUGAGAAACCGGAACGUGAAAACGGACUCGGGGAAGGAAAGCUGCGAGGUGGUUCUGCUGGAUGAGAACCUUCUGAAGUUGAUCCACGACAACCCGCUGUACAUCCGCUCCCACUGUAAGGCCAUCCUGCGGGCCGCCAUACACAGCGACGCCUACUUCCUCUCCAGCCACCUCAUCAUCGACUACUCCCUGCUGGUGGGGCGGGACGAUGCCACCGAUCAGCUGGUGGUCGGGAUUAUAGAUUAUAUCAGAACAUUUACCUGGGACAAGAGACUGGAGAUGGUUGUCAAAUCCACUGGAAUCCUUGGAGGUCAAGGGAAGAUGCCCACUGUGGUCUCUCCGGAGCUGUACAGAGCUCGUUUCUGCGAGGCCAUGGACAAAUACUUCCUGAUGGUACCGGACCACUGGACUGGCCUGGGCAUCAACUGCUGAGCGGUGCGUGCAUGUCCAAGGGCAGUAACACAAAACGGAAACACACUCACACUCUCCUCUCGGACUUUCUAUGCACAAAGACCAGUUUCCUGGACCGAGGCCUCAGUAUGUGAGCGCUGUUCAACCUACCUGAGACCCACAAGUACACUGGACGUUGUAAAUGUUUGAAUAUCGUGCAGACUAAAAGCUGACCAGUAUACAGCACAGUGUCAUUCCAUAGGACAAUUUAGAUCAGUUUUUAUCACUGGGGACCCAUUGGAGUAUUAUCAGAUUUGAAUUUAUCCCCCGCUGAAAUCCUGUUUCAUAGUGUUGUUAUUUUAUCAGUGCCAUGAGUCCAACUCUUUCAGGAGGACCCACUGAAAACAUUCAGUCUUGUGGUUAUAGUUUGGUGAACAAACUAAUUCAUGUAAUUUAAAAUUUGUAAAUGUACAGAGAUUAUGUAACUAUUAAAAGAUUAUUAACACUGA
Siniperca chuatsi (mandarin fish) is the source of this 6928-nucleotide messenger RNA. RefSeq names its product phosphoinositide kinase, FYVE finger containing (gene pikfyve). Gene Ontology annotation, biological process: phosphatidylinositol metabolic process; intracellular signal transduction. The record is from RefSeq and is a predicted model, not a curated record. Bases 102 to 6461 code for a protein of 2119 amino acids. The transcript has 44 exons. Lineage: Eukaryota; Metazoa; Chordata; Actinopteri; Centrarchiformes; Sinipercidae. Gene Ontology annotation, molecular function: ATP binding; 1-phosphatidylinositol-3-phosphate 5-kinase activity; metal ion binding.